AUGUCAUCCAUGCGUAACGCUGACUACUCUCUCCGAGCCAAGGACUUCAACAAGAAGAAGGCCCAGCUCCAAUCGCUGCGACAAAAGGCCGCUGACCGAAACGAAGAUGAGUUUUAUUUUGGGAUGAUGUCCCGCAAGGGCGCUGGAUCGCGAAUCAAGGACGGCAAGAGCUGGACAGGCAAGCUCGAAGGCGACCGUGGCAACAGGGCCAUGGACGUCGACACCGUGCGACUGCUCAAGACCCAGGACCUGGGGUAUAUCCGGACAAUGCGACAGGUGGUUGUCAAAGAGAUUGCGAGACUAGAAGAGCAGAUCGUCUUGACAAGGGGAUUGGAGCAUCUUGACAGCGACGAUGUUGAGGAAGAUGACGUAGACUUUGACGACGACGAUGACGAGAAACGCUUGCCCGCGAAACCCAAGGCAGCGAGGAAAAUUAUCUUCUUGGACGAUGAGGAGGAACGCGAGGCGACAAUGCUGGAUAAGUUGGAGGCAGAGCAGGAUGACGAUGACGACCAAGAAGAAGGAGGGGGAGACGGCGUUGCUCCAGUCGACAAGGAGGAUGACGAAGAGUUCGAACGGGCCAAGUCACUGCGAAGACUCAAGAGACAGCUUGAAAAUGCCAAGCGGAAGCUGAAGGCUUUCAACGACGCCGAGGCACACCUUGACGUGCAGCGCGCCAAGAUGGCCAAGACAGCGACGUCUGGAGGACACACGAGAAGAGGAAAGAAAAUCAUGGUUCGCACAAGAAAGCGUUAG
Molecule: messenger RNA, 756 nt
Organism: Metarhizium album ARSEF 1941
Lineage: Eukaryota; Fungi; Ascomycota; Sordariomycetes; Hypocreales; Clavicipitaceae
Product: U3 snoRNP-associated protein Utp11
Exons: 2
Coding region: 1-756 (251 amino acids)
Biological process (GO): rRNA processing
Cellular component (GO): nucleolus; small-subunit processome
Source: RefSeq, a predicted model, not a curated record